ACGAAACCUCUGUCUGUGGACCCCCAGAAAUCGGGAGCUUGAUUAAGAACCAGAGCGAUACAAGUCGAGAAUCCCAGUGCGUGCGUGAAAUUAGAAACCCGAAGAAAAUCCACAAAAAAACCAUGACCAAGUUCGUGGUGGUGGGCAUGUGCCUGCUGAUGGCCUUCGGCCAUAUGGCUUCCGUUUCCGCCGUGACCGAGGCUCCGGAGGUGGAGCAGUCAACGGAGUCGCCCAUCGCCGACAUGGCGCUGAUUGAGGAUGCGCCAAUGGCUCCCAAAACUCCCACGGAGAAGCCGCCCAUUGUCCAGGAAGCCGCAAUGGUGGUGGACGCUCAGGAGAAGUCCGCACAGGUGGCCCCACAACCCCACACGGUGGCUGACUUUAUCAUCCACCCGCUGAUCGCCUUCAAGCCACGCCAGGCCUCCCUAGAGGAGAUCCAGGGCAAACAGGCCACACCGAGCUCCAGUGCCCCGGCCUCCCCGGGCACCUGGCUCUUCGGCAUGAAUCCCGCUCAGCAGCUGGGCUCCUCCUUUUCGACGCUUGCUGGUUCCGUUUCCGGUUGGUUCAAUGAUCGCCUGGCAGCUGCCGGACAGCAGUUGCCCGGUUUGGUGGAAACCCCGGUGAGGGAGUCAACCACAAGCACCAGCACCACCACAUCAACGACCACCCAGCGCCCAGACAUUGUGGUGCGAGUACAGCAGCGUCCCCAAAGGAAUGGCAACCGCAAUGGAAACCGCAAUGGCAAUGGAAACCUCAAUGGUGGAAACCUGAACAACAACAGGCGUCGUCAGCGACCUAACCGCUUCAAUAACCGACUGGACUCCUUCGAGGACGACUACUACGAGGACGAUUACUUCCAGGGCAACCGAUUCGAUGACGAGUUCGACGACGAUGAGGACGAGCAAAGCCUGGAGCAAUUCGAGGAUGACGAUUCCCUGGAGCUGCGUCCUCAGCAAAAACCCAAGCGCAAACAGACCCAGGUGCAGACCCAAAAUCAGCGCAGGAAGUUCCAGCAAGAGGAGCAGGUGAUCAGCCAGAAGCGCCGCCAAUCGGUGACCCAGAACAAGAAGCCCAAGGUUCAGAAGAAGCCAGUUCAGCCGGUGGUUGAGGAGUCACAGGAUGAGGAGGAAUUGGACGAUGAUGAGAACGAGAACGACGAUGAGGAGGAGGAAGAGCAGGUCCAGGAGGACGACAGCCAAGAGCAGGACUUUCAGCCGGAGCCGAUCUAUGGCUCCAGCUCCUCGUCGACUAGGCGCAGCCAAAACCAGCCCAAUUUCAUCCAGCGCGGCCAGCAGAGCAUCAUCAGUCAGAUUAGGCAGUUCACCCGAGGUCAGACGCCCGGAGAACUGGCUAGCACGCUGCACCGGGGUCCCUCCUCGUCAUCCUCGGGCUCUUCGAAGACCCGUCGGCCGCAGCAGACUACGCUCCUGGUAAACCGCAAUGGACAGACCGUUUACGUGGCUCCCGAGCUGCUGGGCCUGAACUCUCCCUAUCCCUACGCUUAUGUCCAGGGUCAGACGAAGAAACAAAGGGUUCCCAUCAACGGUGCAUUCCCACAGCCACCACUAACGGUGCCGGUGAGGCGUCAAGGUCGUCCCACCCAGUACAUCACGAUACCCUGGAGCCAGCUGGGACUCUCACCGCCCGACCAGCAAUCAGUCGUUUCCCUGGCCGAAGGCAUCCAAGCUCAGCCCCUCAUUCUGAAUAUUCCGCAGAGCGCCAUUAGUCCGGUGCGUGGUGGUGCCAGCUCGAGUGGCCAAAAGAAAAAGCGCCCCCAGCUGACCGCCUCGGCGGUUCCCCUUUUGGCUGACGCCUCACUUAUGGACAUCUUCCAGCCUCCCCAGAUCCCGCCCUCCAGAACCGGUUCAUCAUCUUCCGGAUCCUCCAUCAAACCGAUCUCCGCCCAGCCCGUCCUGAUUGCCGCUAAGCCCGUAAAGGCUGGUGGAGUGGGUACCACUGGACUGCUACCCACUCGCAUUCGUCCAGGAACGAUUGUAGAGAAGGCCCCUGCUAUGGAGGCAAUGGAGAAGCCCAUGGAGGUCAACGAGAUGAAGCAGGAGCAGGAGGUGAUGGCCACGGAGCCAGCUGCUUCUGCGCCACAAACGGCAGCCAAUGGAUCCGAGCAGCAGGAGUUCAUCUUGGUUGGCGAUGAUGAUGAGCCAGGAGUCUCGCGACAUGUGCAGCCAGCUUUCGGGGAUGCCCGCUAUGUGUCCUACGGCGAUUUCCAUCCGUACUUUGAUCUGCUGACGCAAAACAGGCGAUUCGCGCUUAGGAAGACCGGCAGGUCUUUGGAGAUUCCCGAAGAGCAGGUGGCCCCCAAGGGAGACUUGCAGAAGGAGGAGAAGCCAAAGGAGGAGGAGCAGAAGGAGAAGCUUCCAAAGGAGGAAGUUCAGCUAGAGGAGAUUAAGAAGGAGGAGCCCCAGAAGGAGGAGCUCCAGAAGGAGGAGCCACAAAAGGAGGAGCCCCAGAAGGAGGAGCCACGAAAGGAGGAGCCACAAAAGGAGGAGCCACAAAAGGAGGAGCCACAAAAGGAGGAGCCACAAAAGGAGGAACCCAAAGUGGAAACCCCACAGCCUCUGGAGCAGUCAAAACUGCCAGCCUAAUUUUGUAAACGAACAGCCCUCCAAAAAUCGAACCCAAACGAGCUCGAAUUGAAAUAAUGAAGAUAACAAAGAAAUAUGAUAAGC
Drosophila melanogaster (fruit fly) is the source of this 2687-nucleotide messenger RNA. RefSeq lists its product as uncharacterized. The transcript has 2 exons. NCBI's taxonomy places the organism in Eukaryota, Metazoa, Arthropoda, Insecta, Diptera, Drosophilidae. The record is from RefSeq and is marked reviewed. Bases 123 to 2603 code for a protein of 826 amino acids.